Molecule: messenger RNA, 2694 nt
Organism: Dictyostelium purpureum
Lineage: Eukaryota; Evosea; Eumycetozoa; Dictyosteliales; Dictyosteliaceae
Exons: 4
Coding region: 1-2694 (897 amino acids)
Biological process (GO): endoplasmic reticulum unfolded protein response; negative regulation of hypoxia-induced intrinsic apoptotic signaling pathway; cellular response to hypoxia
Cellular component (GO): endoplasmic reticulum chaperone complex
Molecular function (GO): ATP binding; ATP-dependent protein folding chaperone
Source: RefSeq, a predicted model, not a curated record
AUGAAAAGAAAUAUAAUAGUAUUAUUUUCAUUAUUUGUAUUUUUAUGUUUGGCUGUGAACACAGCUAAAGCAAUCGUUAUUGGUAUCGAUUUAGGCUCACAAACUUUUAAAGUAGCUGUUAUUGGACCAAAUAAAUUCGAAACUGUUUUAAAUGAUCAAUCAGGUAGAAAGACAAUUUCACAAGUUGGUUGGUUUAAAGAUGAAAGAAUUUUUUCAUCUGAUGCCUUUAAUACUUGGGCAAGAAACCCAAAACAAAUUUAUAAUUUAGUUCAACCAUUUUUAGGUACUGAGUAUCAAGAAGGUAUGGUCGAAAAAGUUGGUAAUGGAUUUUUAGGUUUUAAAGUAUCUAAUGAUACUGAAAGAAAUACAUUUGCAAUUCAAUACAAUGAUGAAGUCAAUUAUUCACCAGAAGAAUUAACAGCCAUGCUUUUAAAGAGAAUUAAAGACAUGGCAACUGCAUACAUUGGCUCAUCAGUUAAAGAUUGUGUUAUUACAAUCCCACCAUUCCUUAAUCAACAACAAAGACAAGCACUUUUAGAUGCCGCUGAUUUAGCUGGCUUAAAUGUUUUAUCAUUAAUUCAAGAUGUUAAUGCUGCUGCUCUUAGUUAUGCAGUUGAUCGUACCUUUAACGAUAAGAAUCAAACCGUUGUAUUUUAUGAUAUGGGUUCAAAAUAUACCAGAGUCUCUUUAGUUGAAUUUGAAUCACACGAUGAACCAAUCAAAGGAACUAAAAAAAAUAAAACUGUUUCAUCAGUUACAGUUAAAGCUAUUGAUUGGGAUGAAAAUUUAGGUGGUUAUGAUUUUGAUAUGGUUAUUGUUAAUUAUUUAAAGAGUUUAAUUAAAAAACAAAUCCCAUCAGCCAAUAUUGACGACGUUAAACUUACCAUCAAGUUAUUAAAGGAAGCAUCUAAAAUGAAAGAAAACCUUUCAGUCAAUCAACAAGCUCAUAUUUUCAUUGGUAGUUUAGUUGAUGAUAUUGAUUUCUCUGCCUCAAUUACCAAAAAAGAAUUUGAAGAAUUAUCAAAACCAUUAGUUAAAAGAGCCAUCGAACCAUUAAAAAGAUUAAUUGAAAGAUCUGGUAUUUCAUUAAAAUCAAUUGAUUAUUUCGAAGUUAUUGGUGGUGCUAUCAGAAUCCCAUCAGUUCAACAAGAAUUAAAAGAAUAUUUAAAGAGAGAUACUUUAGAUAAACAUUUAAAUGGUGAUGAAUCAAUGUCAAGUGGUGCAGCAUUUUAUGCAGCAAGUUUAACUCAUUACUUCAGAGUCAAAGAAAUCAAAUUCAAAGAUAUUUUACCAUAUCAAAUUGAUGCUGAAAUUAAUUACCAAAGUGUCAAUACCAACGAAGGAAUUGAAAACACUGAAGAUGCCGACAAUAAUGAAGACACAGCCACUACCACCCAAUCAAAAGAUAAAAAGAUUCAAUUAUUUAAAGCAAACUCUAAAAUGGGUAUUAAAAAGACAGUUUCAUUCACAACCGAAAAUGGCUUCUCACUUACUCUCAACAAUCCAACUAUAAAUAAAGGUAUUGCAGUCUACACCAUCGACUCACUCCCAACUCCAGGUGAAAAAUACAACUUUACUGGUAAACCAAAAGUACAUUGUGGCUUUAGAUUAACUUCAAGCGGUAUUGUAGUUUUAGAAAAAGCUGAAGCUGAAAUCACUGUUUCAUUAAUUAAACAACAACCAAAACCAACUAAAGAAACUAAAGAAACCAAAGAGAAAUCAAGCGAUGAUGCAGCCUCAGAAGAAAAACCAACUGAAGAACCAGUUAUCGAAGUUGAACCAGUCAUUGAAUACUAUCAAAAAACCAUCAGAGUACCAUUAUCCUAUACUGUUAAAAAUUUAGGUGUACAACCAAUCUCAUCUGAUCUUCAAAAAACAAUGAAAACCAGACUCGAUGGGUUAGAUACCGGCGAUAGAAUUUUAAGAGAAUUAAGACAAGAAAGAAACAAUUUAGAAUCAUUCAUCUAUGAAACCAGAGAUAAAGUAGAAUCAAAUGACGAAUACAUUUCAUGCUCUACCAAGGAAGAAAGAGAUGAACUUUUAGCUGAAUUAGAAAUUUCAUCCAGUUGGUUAUCAGACGCCCAAGAUGCCGACAAUCCAAACACUGAAGAAUACAAACAACAAUUAGCCGCAAUUAAAAAGAAAGCCGAUAAAAUCAUUAAUCGUGUCAAAGAAAGAAAUUUAAUUCCAACCGCUUUUGAUGAAUUAGAAGCUCUCAUUAAAAAAGUUACCGUCAUGUAUAACGACGUUUCAAAAGAUUUAAAUAUCACCGAAGAAGAACACAAAGAAACUUUACAAAAGAUUGAAACCAUUAGCAAAUGGGUAAAAGAAAAAAGAGGAGAAUUCAAGGCCGCUGAUUUAACAAAGAAUCUCCCAUUCUCAUCAUUCGAAAUUAAAUUCAAAUUAUACGAUUUAGAAAAAUCAAUGAAAGAAGUUUUAAAGAAAAAGAAAAAGCCAGUUAAGCCAACCACCACCAAAAAAGAUAAGAAAAAGCCAGCUAAAAAAGAAACAGAAGAAGAGCAAUCUGAAACCACUGAACAACAAAAAAAUCAAGAUGGUGCCUCAGAAGAUAAUAGAAAUGAACAAUUCAAAGAACAAAAUGAACAAAACGAACAAAACGAACAACAAUUUGAAGACGGAGCUUCAGAAGAAAACGAAGAUAAAAAAGAAUCAAAAAUCCAUGAUGAAUUAUAA